This is a messenger RNA of Cetraspora pellucida, 339 nucleotides long. The record is from the annotation of a GenBank genome assembly. Lineage: Eukaryota; Fungi; Glomeromycota; Glomeromycetes; Diversisporales; Gigasporaceae.
AUGAGCAGUAAAGAUAAUCAAACGCGCCAGUCUUUAAAAACAACAUUAUGGCAACGUGUUUAUGAUAUUUGUCAACAAGAAGCUGAAUAUUUAAAUGUAAUCCCAACGCAUCAAUUUGUUUCAGUUCUCACAGACUUGAAUGAAAUGAUUAAUAACUUUGCUAAAUAUAUUGAUGAAAACCAUGAUAAACGUAUUACUACGGUGAAAUCCAAUUCUAGAUCCGAAAAUAAUGAUAAUGCAAUAGAAAAUGAUGAUAAUACAAUAGAACAUGAUGAUAAUACUAUAGAAACAAAUAAUACAAUAGAAAAUGAUGAUAAUACAAUAGAAUAUGAUAUAUAA